This is a messenger RNA of Penicillium canariense, 1089 nucleotides long. RefSeq names its product glycosyltransferase family 32 protein. The transcript has a single exon. Gene Ontology annotation, biological process: protein N-linked glycosylation. The coding region runs from base 1 to 1089 and encodes 362 amino acids. The record is from RefSeq and is a predicted model, not a curated record. NCBI's taxonomy places the organism in Eukaryota, Fungi, Ascomycota, Eurotiomycetes, Eurotiales, Aspergillaceae. Gene Ontology annotation, cellular component: mannan polymerase complex. Gene Ontology annotation, molecular function: alpha-1,6-mannosyltransferase activity.
AUGCCGACUUUCCGCAAGUUCUUACUCGCCGCGAUCUGCCUCGUCGCCUUCAUCUUCCUCAUCCGCUCGAGUCGACCCGCCGACGUCCCCGGGGCCCCUGGUUACAAGCCCGUUCAGGAGAUAUUCGACGAGGAGCAGGAGUCGCUGUUACGCCCUAAGAAGAAGACAAAGACUCGGCAACAACAAGCCCUCGGUACCUACGGGACUGCACCACUACGCGAUCGCCUCCGAUACCAAUUUCCCUACGAUCUCCGAAGCCGAUUCCCUGCAUACAUCUGGCAAACAUGGAAAUACGCCCCGUCCUCGGCAUGGUUUGAUGAGAACCUUCGUGCUGCCGAGGCAAGCUGGACGGAAUUACACCCGGGGUUUACGCAUGAAGUAAUUGGCGAUGAUACGCAGAGGCAUCUGAUCCAGUAUCUUUAUGGAUCUCUGCCAGAUGUCUUUGAAGCCUAUGAUGCUUUGCCGCUCGCGGUCAUGAAGGCGGAUUUCUUCCGGUACCUUGUCCUGCUUGCGCGGGGCGGAAUCUACAGUGAUAUUGACACCAUUGCACUCAAACCAGCCCCAUACUGGUUGCCCGAUGAGCUGGACCGAUCGAAGGUGGGCUUUAUUGUUGGCAUUGAAGCCGACCCGGACCGCCCUGACUGGCACGAUUGGUACUCGCGUCGCAUCCAAUUUUGCCAGUGGACUAUCGGCGCGAAACCGGGCCACCCGAUUCUGCGCGACAUGGUCGCAUACAUCACGGAAGAGGCUAUUCGCAUGAAGAGAGCUGGCAUUCUCAAAGUGGGCAAAAUGGAUAAGACCGUGAUGGAAUUUACGGGCCCAGGCGCCUGGACUGAUGCCGUCUUCCGCUAUUUCAACAACCCGGAGUACUUCCGUAUUCUGCCCGGGGAGAAGAACGUGACGUACGAGGACUUCAGUGGUCAGACCACGCACCGAAAGAUGGGAGAUGCGGUCGUUUUGCCGAUCACAAGCUUCAGCCCUGGCGUUGGGCAAAUGGGUGCCAUGGAUACUGACCACCCUAUGGCUUUUGUGAAGCAUAACUUUGAUGGUACAAAUACUCUCGAAAUUCAUAUUACGACCAGACGCUGA